Linum tenue is the source of this 837-nucleotide messenger RNA. NCBI's taxonomy places the organism in Eukaryota, Viridiplantae, Streptophyta, Magnoliopsida, Malpighiales, Linaceae. The record is from the annotation of a GenBank genome assembly.
CUUUCUCAAACCCUAUUUCUCGAAAAUCCCCUUCCUCGCCGCUACAGGCCCAACAACAUCAACAUCCCUGACUUCUUCCUAACAACUCUCUCCAUCCUCUUCUCUUCUUCUUUUUCCUCUGCCUCUCUCAAACCCUAUUUCCCGAAAAUCCCCUUCCUCGCCUCCAGCCGCAGCCGCCGCUUCCUCCAAAUCCCAUCCAUGUCGGUCUCAAACCCAAACAACCGGCGCCGUUUCGCUAACCCUGAUUCCCUCUCCGAUUGGCUGAAGCCCCGAUUGCCCUCCGAUUCCUUCUCCUCCUGGGGGGUCAAGCCGGGGACGAAGAAUGUUCACAACCUCUGGCUCGAGAUCUCUCAAGGCGAGACCUCCCUCGCCGAUUCUACCCCUCCGAUUCGCACCGUCAACGUCGCCACCGUGAAAAUUAUCGGGAAGAACAACCGGGUCCUCAUCGAAUCGCAUCAGGAGCUUUCCGACGGGACGGUGAGGAGCCGGCACCGGCCCUUGUCGGAGAAGAUGAAGCCCGACGAGAGCCCUGAUUCUGCCGUCCUGCGGGCGAUCCGAGAGGAGCUCGGGUCGAUUGCCGGUGGGGAAGUGCGGAUUGUGUCGGGUUCGUACAGGGAGAAGGUGGAGGAGAGGUGUUCGGCUUCGUACCCUGGUUUGCCGGCGAGAUAUAUGUUGUACUCGGUGGACGCGAUUGUGGACGGGCUGCCGGACGACGAUUUUGUGACAGAGGAAGGGGAUGAGUAUGGGGAUUCGGAGGAUAAGAAGGUUGCCGAUCAAGCUGUGACUGUUAGAAAGCAUUUCUGGAAAUGGGUUAGUCCUGAUUCCGUUGAGUUGUGA